Molecule: messenger RNA, 393 nt
Organism: Staurois parvus
Lineage: Eukaryota; Metazoa; Chordata; Amphibia; Anura; Ranidae
Source: the annotation of a GenBank genome assembly
UCAUCAUCAUCCUCAUCUUCUUCAUCAUCAUCAUCCUCUACUUCAUCAUCAUCUUCUUCUUCUUCUUCAUCAUCAUCCUCUUCUUCAUCUUCAUCCUCUUCUUCUUCUUUUUCUUCAUCAUCAUCAUCCUCUUCUUCAUCAUCAUCCUCUUCUUCUUCAUCAUCAUCAUCCUCUUCUUCAUCAUCAUCAUCCUCUUCCUCUUCUUCUUUUUGUCUUCCUCUUGCAGGUCACUGCUCAUGCGCAGAUUUUUUUUCGGUAAAAAAUCAGACGAUUUGCCCAUUAUUGCCGCGAAAAUCGGCCGAUCGGCAAAAUCGGCCGAUUUUUUCCCCAACUUUACCGAUAAAAAAAAAACGGCCAAAAUACCGAAAAACGGCCGAACAAAGAGCCCACUAA